AUGGAGACCAAAAUCGGCGGUUAUGUUGCCAGCAUCCUCAGGCCCGUGGUGGAGGAGGUCGGUCCGGAGAACGUGGUGGCGUUCUGCAUGGACGGUGGGUCCAACUACGCGGUGGCGUGCAACCAGUUGAUCGCGGAAUGGCCGCACAUUCAACACGUGCCCUGCGGCACCCACGUGUUGGACCUCUUCAUUGAGGACGUCGGCAAGAUGCCGUGGGCCAAGAACGUGGUGGACCCUGCGGGCGAUAUCAGCUCCUUCGUCCGCAACCACCACUGGACGAGGGGAUACUUGCGGAACCAGGAAAUGGUGGGUGCAAGGAUGCUGCAGGCGCUGGAACCGCUUGGAACAAGAUUCGGGACACAAUACAUUGUUGUGUCCCGUCUCUGUGAGCUGCGGCAGUCGCUUGCACAGAUGGUGGUGUCUGAUGUGUGGAAGGGCUGGGCAGUUGGGGAGAGGAAGAAGCCUGCGGAGAAGCUUGCAGCGCAAGUUCUUGAUGACGCGUGGUGGAAAACGGCGGAGUUAUUCUGCAAGCUGAUGAAGCUCCCAUUCUUUGCAAUGCGUAAGACCGAUGCGGAUGCCAAGGGGAUGAUGGGCCGUAUGUAUGACACAAUGUUGCAGUUGACCGAGGAUGUGGGGACAGUGGUGGAGGAGGAUGAGGAGCAGCUCUCCUACUCCGACAAAGUGCACAUCCGCCGCCUGCUAAAGAACAGGGAAAUCCAACCCCCGUGGAAACUGACCGCAUAA
Molecule: messenger RNA, 744 nt
Organism: Closterium sp. Naga37s-1
Lineage: Eukaryota; Viridiplantae; Streptophyta; Zygnematophyceae; Desmidiales; Closteriaceae
Source: the annotation of a GenBank genome assembly